GUUCCGAAUUCGGAUAAACAAAACCUAGUCGACUCAGUCCGGCGUCUGAAGAUGGCCGCCCAGGGCAAGUACUCGUGCGACACAGCCGCGCAAACCCUAGAAUGGAUUCACGCCAUUAUCGACUUCCUCAAGCCUUACAGCUUCUUCUUAGAUGCUCAUGUCGUCAAUUUCUUCAAGGAUAGACUGUGGGAAGCUGUAGAUAAGGAAUGGAUUGAUUGCUUACGAAGUGAAUCCGUGGAAAAUCUUAUUCAAAUUCCUUCUGGUGCUGUCCAGUCCAUUUGUUCCAAGUCCUGAUUUUCUUUCAGAUUACUGUCUUUUGGAUGUUCUCGAAGAAAAGGUAAUAUUUCUGGGCAAAACCACCUGCCCCCUAUAGAAAAAGAUGCAUGGAAAUGUACAAGUAAGACGAGCUGGGAGUAUGUGAAUGUUCUCCAAGAAAAGGAUUACUGGCCAUCUUCGCUCAAGAAUUUUGUCCUUACCUCAAGAUCUCUUGCGAUUCCUCGUGAACAGGCAGAUCUGCAGAAGGUUUUACCGGAUCUGCACUUGGGUUCACUUGAUAACGUUCUUACCCAAGGCAUGAAUCAGAAGAAAAAACACGAAGUCAAAGCUUUAGCUGCCAUUGUCAGUUCGAUUGCAAGGAGUGUUGGAGCUAGUACAGUAGUUGAUGUUGGUGCUGGUCAGGGUUAUCUGGCUCAAGUACUAUCCUUCCAGUGUCAGCUUUCUGUAAUUGCAAUAGAUUCUUGUUCUCAUCAUGGAAGGAUUACAGAUGCUCGUGCUGAGAGAAUCAAAAAACAUUAUGCUGCUAAGAUCUGUAAAUCUCGAUUGGAAGAUAAAAACUCGAGCAUGCUUAAGACAGUUACAUGCCGUAUACUGUCCACUGACAUGUUGAAAGCAUUGAAUUCCUCCUUACAGUCAAAAGAUGAUGUUGAGCAUUCAAAUGUGAUUGGACAAGUUGCAGGUGAAUUCUCCCAUGGACUUUCUGAGAGAAAUGGUCUUUCAUCAUCAUCAUCUUCUUCUCCCCCUUCUGAAGGCAGCAAAUCUCCAUUGCUUCUUGCUGGACUUCAUGCUUGUGGAGACCUCUCAGUGACAAUGCUGAGGACUUUUUUGGAGUGCAAUGAAGUUAAAGCAGUGGUCAGCAUUGGUUGUUGUUACAACUUGCUGUCUGAGGGAGGAGCUGAAAAUUUUGAUUCUCAUUGUGGUUUUCCCAUGAGUAAAGGUAUUAAACAAGCUGGUUUGUUACUUGGCAAAAGUUCCCGUGAUCUUGCCUGUCAGAGUGCAGAAAGAUGGAAAGGUUUGGGAAGAGAUGCCGGUCUUCAUAAUUUUGAGUUGCAUGCUUUCCGUGCUGCCUUUCAGAUGGUUCUUUAUCGAUAUUAUCCAGAAAUUUUGAUAAAUAGUCCUGCAAUAGGGCGUCAAGGAAAAGCUUUGCGUCGCCAACAGAAUCGAAGGAUUCUAGAAUCUUUUUUACAAAAUGAAAGCACAGACUCUCCUAAUUCCUUAUCUCGGAAUAACUGCAAGAAGAAAGGAAACUGUCUUACCAUGAAGUCUGUUAAAGCAGGAACAGACAAUAACAACGGGACGUACGAAAUAGAUAAUUGUGAUUCUACUCUUAAAUCUUGUGGCGGUGCUGAUUCUUUGGGCUCAUCCUGUGGCAGUGAUGGCUCGUUUUAUGGUUUUUUACCUAAUCAUACUGCUAAAUGUGAAGAGGCUAAACCUGCUGAUAAAUAUUCACUUUUUGAGAGAUUCUGCGAGUCUGGACUGCAUCGACUUGGUCUCUAUUAUUCAAAAGAAAUUGAUUUUUCUGGACUAUGGAAGGAAGCUGAACCUUUUGCUGAACUCAUAGGGCUUUAUUGGUCUCUUCGGGCUGCAUUGGGGCCUGUUUUGGAAACAAUUCUUCUGCUUGAUAGAUUGCUGUUCCUCCAGGAACAAGACAAUCCUCUGGAAGCAGUCAUGUUACCGAUAUUUGAUCCCACAUUAUCACCAAGGAAUGUAGCUUUAAUUGCUAAAAAAGUUUUGACACAAUCUUUAUUUGUGAAAAAUUACUGAAAUCUUGAUCUGAAACUCGAAUAGGAGCUAAACAUUACCACAGGAUUUGAUUUAAAAAUUCUGCAACUUGAAGGUGACACUGGUUCAGCAAUGUACUUGUUAGUUUUCCAUGUUAUAUGGUUCACAUGUGAUUUAAUUUUCUUUAAUGUGCAAGGUAAACUCAAUAGUUCUUACUGGUGCUAUUCCAUA
This is a messenger RNA of Camellia sinensis, 2229 nucleotides long. The record is from RefSeq and is a predicted model, not a curated record. NCBI's taxonomy places the organism in Eukaryota, Viridiplantae, Streptophyta, Magnoliopsida, Ericales, Theaceae.